CUUUUGCUAAUUAUUAUUUUAAUCUCCUAAUUAAUUAAAAUUCCCCUCAUCGUAUAUAUAUAUAUAUAUAUAUAUAUAUACAAAUAAAUUAAUGCGGGAAGGAAAAUUAAAUAUGGCAUAAAAACAUUAUACAGCAUGCACAAGGACGGGGUAGCAUGCAUAACAGCAUCUCUUUUUUGCUCGCUCAACUCAAUCACAAGUGGAUCGAGAAGUUGCAAAAGCCAAAAUACAUAAAGUUGCUCAUAAUUACAUGCAUCAUGUGGAUGUUACGCUGUGGCUGUGCUACUACUUACUUACUUAGGUCCGCUAGCCUAUCAUUCAUGGAAUCAUGGGUGCGUAAUUUAUUAAUUAACUCAACUAAUAAAUAAAUAGAAAUAUAAAAUAAUAAUGAAAUAAAUCAGCUUUGGAAAUUUUACUGAUCAAUAAGUUGCGGGAAGUAGGGCUGCCUCUCCAAUCAGCUGCCCGGGCUUCCCCACUUGAAGCGCAUGCAUGCAGAUUUCCGCGUGGCCGGACGGUCGGGGACAUUUAUGUAUAUUAGCUGAUAUAUAUAUAGAUGGCGUCAAAGUAAUUUUAGGAAGAAAGAUUUGGUGAUCAUUCAAAGUAUCAUUGGAACAAAUUCAAACUAACUGGACUGGAUUGAUGAGCCUGAAAUGCUAUAUAUAAAGAUCGAUCAUUGCCCACCCUUUUCCAGACGUUAAGAUUGCAUUUGGCUAGCUGUUGGAGUUUAAUUAUUAAAACUAUAUGCAUCAGACGAUAUGAUAUCUUGGGUACUUCUGAUAAAAUAUCUAUUAUAUAUUAUAAAUUAAAUUGAAUUUAUAGUAUGAUAAUAUUUCAUAACUUCUAACAAAUAAAUAUGCAGCUCUGAUUAUUAAAUCCAAACUCUAAUAUAAAUUUAAUAAAAAAUAAUAAUUGACAAUUUGUUUUUGAUAAAAUAAUGGACAAUUUUAAUAAUAAUUUCAAAAUAGGACGUAAUAUAUAUAUAUAUAUAUUAUAGAAAGAGAGAGAGGGGGUGUUGGGCCGCGCCGGGGAGGGUUGGAUUGGAAUGGAAUGGUGGGACGAAUCUUACUUUGAUUGUGAAAGAAGAAAGCAUAUAUUCCCCUCUCGAUCGAUCGGCCGACAGCUUGGGUAUUAAUUAAACAAUAAUUCUACAAUGUUUUUCUAACUAAUUCUCCCACGCACAAGCUCUUCAAUUACAUUAUUAUUACUACUUAAUGUUUUUAGUUUUAUGAGUAAUAAUAUGUCAUAGUUGUUAUAAGUUGACGCAGAUUUAGGAACGUAAAGUAUAUCACUAAAAAAAGGAAGAUGUGAUCAAUAAAGAUGAAUAUAACUAGUAAGCUAUAGACUAUAGUUGUGCUUAAAUGUUUGGCAACAUUAAGUAGGUAGCCCUGGAUCUCAUCUCUGGUGAAUGGAAUGGGCACAUGGUGCAUGGGUUAUUAUUUUUGUGGAGAUUUUUUGGAAUUGGUAAGGGGGUUUUACGAGGUUAUUUAUGUGAUACUUCCAAAACGAGAUAUACAUCAAGAAUCGUAGCAGAAAGUAAAAUGAUGGAAGGGGGAGAGGAGUAUUAGAUUUGGAGGACGGGGGAUUGCCAAUGCAUGCCUUGGAGCGAGCGAGCGAGCGAGUACUCACUGCACUGGUGUAUUAUGUCUAUCUAUCUAGCGCAUAGUCGUCAUAGGGUACGGGACAAUCUUCAGUUCCACAAAAGGGAAAAAGACAGACAGAGACAGACCUGUAACCUCUCUCUCCGCCCCCAUACGUUAAUGAUCCCUUCUGCAGCAUGCUUUCUUUUCUUUUCUUUUGCCUCUUCUCUUCUCUUCUCCCUUCUUUUUUCUUCUUUAAUUUGAUGUUACUUUUUACUUUGGUGGUGUAGCUAAAUGCUAAGAUGAUCUCCUGACCACUACUCAUGUCUUCUAGCUACUUGCACGUCUUUUUUGGUGGGAAAAGGGCAAGGGGGCUCAUGGAGUGCAUGGCUUGGCUGCUAAUUAGAUCAUUUCUACAUGUAUAGCUCGCUCUCACUCUCACUCUCACUCUCUCUUACUCUCACCAUAGCAGCUAGUGCGCAAGUAACAACAAGAAACCAUCAUCCUAGUAUAUAAGUAACUCAUGUUGAAGAGCACAACCAGGCCCUAAAAGGAGAACACAUCAUUCUUUAUUUAUUGAUUUAUCAAUCCUAGCUGCUAGCAUGCCCCCUUCUGGCUGCCUUUUGUUUUUGUUGUAUAGUUUAGUUUGUGGGUUUCUGUUCCCUUUCCUUCUUUUCUUUCUAUCUCCCUCCCCUCCUUUUGAUUUCCCUUUAGCAGUAAGUAAUAUACGAAUUCUACAUAUACCAUUUUCUUCAGGGAAAAGAAAAGGCAGAGAAAUAAAAGAAGCUCAAAAGAUAACUACUCCCAAAAAACUAAUCGGCUUAAUUAAUUAGCAUGUUAAUUAAUGCUUACUAAGUUUUGUAUCACAACAAAAAAGGCAGGAUGGGUAACUCGAUGUGUUUGGUCUGUUAAUACUGAUAAUAAUAAUUUGAUUAAGCUAUCUAUCAUUUGUUAUAAAAAGCCAUAAUGUGCUAAUUAAUCCAUCCAUGAGAACCCCAAGUAAUCAGCCUUAUAAUAAUCGAGGAGGAUUAACAUUCCAAUAAUAAGAAAACGUUCAUGGAAUUAACUAGAACUUUUUUUAUUUGAUAACUCAGGGAACCUCAGCCCCACGUGCCUCUUGAGCGACAGCGGGGCCUAUUAAACCACUAGGGGUACCUGCAUAUUAACCGGGGCUUUCUGCUACCAACAUCGGGGAGGUUUUGCCUCCGAUACCAAGGGUGCCGCCGGGUACGCUCAAGUGACACCACUGGGAAUCAACUAGAACUCACUCAUUAGUACUACACUAAAUACUAUAUAUACUUCUUGUUUGGUUUAAGGUUUAAUUGAUUAAUUAAUUAAUGGUGUAUAUAUAGUAAUUAAUUGGUAAUUUUGUUUUUGCAUAUCUAGGGCAUUUGGUCGUACUUGCUUGUUGAAAAGCGACCCCACCAUAAUAAUAAAGACUUUUUAUAUGAAUUGCAUUUUGCACUCUCUCUUGCAUGUCCGUCUUAUUAAGGAGGCAAGAGUGAAUAUCGCAUUUGUUCCUGAAUCUCUCUCGAUCGGAGCCAGCCAGGGCCGGGGCUGCGCAACCCAAGAAGGAGAGAGAGAGAGGAGAAGAGAGAGAAGUAGAAUGUUCCAUGGUCAUGUGAAGAAACCCUCGACAACAACAACAUCCAGUAGUCACAAUACCAACAGCGGCAGUAACGGCGGGAUGAUGAUGAAUUCUUCGCAGCAGCAGCAGCACCACCAUCAUCAUCAUCAUCACAAUCAACACAGUCAUCACCUUCAUGAUCAUAGGGCGGGGGGAGGCGGGGGGAUGUCGUCAUCAUCUUCAGGGGGAGGGGGAGGGUGCCAUGUAGUUCAGCAGCAGCAGGGUGACUCGGGCCUGGUUCUCACCACCGACCCGAAGCCCCGACUCCGAUGGACGGUGGAGCUCCAUGAGCGCUUCGUUGACGCAGUCACCCAGCUCGGAGGCCCCGACAAGGCGACUCCGAAGACGAUCAUGAGGGUCAUGGGUGUGAAGGGCCUUACCCUUUAUCAUCUCAAAAGCCAUCUUCAGAAAUUUAGGCUUGGGAAGCAACCUCACAAGGAGCUCAAUGAUCAUUCUAUGAAGGAUGCUUCCGCAUUAGAUCUUCAACGAAAUUUACCUUCUUCAUCUGGAAUGAUGGGCCGUAGUAUGAACGAUAACUCAAACGUGGUUGAUGGGAUUAGGAUGCAAAUGGAAGUCCAGAGAAGACUGCAUGAACAAUUGGAGGUACAAAGACACCUGCAAUUGAGGAUAGAGGCGCAAGGGAAAUAUAUGCAAAGCAUGCUGGAGAAAGCCUGUCAGACCCUGGCCGCCGGCGAACAUCAUCAGCCCUACAGUAACCCAACAACGACGGCCAAAGCAACAAGUGGCGGUGUUGGGCCAGCCGGAAUUCACGGGGAUCCUCAUGAUCAUCUCCACCACCAACAUCACUUGCACAAUAGUAAUAACAACAGCAUUAAUGCUGAGAUGGUGGUGGGAAUGAAGGACAUAGGACAAGCAGCAGCGCUCAACUUUCCGUCAGUGCAAGACCUCAACAUCUACGGCACCAGCAUUGAUCCAACAGCCUUGCCAUUGCCCUUAAUGAUGCACUCGUCCAACGUACCCAACAGCCUACAUGUCGACGCUGCUGCCCUUUGCCUUGGCUCCAACAACAAGCGCCACAACCCUUACACCAACAGUAAGAGCGGGUCGUCAUUGAUGAUGUGGUCGUCGGCGGAGGAUCUCCGGUUGCAAGAACCGGCGGCGGUCGGGAAUUGCGGGCAGAAGCAGAAGCAGCAACAGGAGGCCGGCGGUGCAACGGACGAGGAGGAGGAGGAGGAUUGUGAUGUUGACGACGAUGAGGAUCAGAUUCAGAUGCAUGAUCAAGUGCAGAUUCACAUGAACAAUCAUCAUCAUCUACAGGAUUCAUUGUACGAGUCGAAGCCCAUGCAACAGCUGAUGGUAGGACAACAACAAGUUGGCGGGGAUCAUCAAGGGUUGUUGUUAAUGGGACCCACCUCCACCACUAUGGAUCAUCAACAUCUCCACCAUAGGAAAUUUGCCACCGGGAAGCUUGAGCAACCCUCGCCGCCGGCUAGGGCUCCCACCAUGUAGCCACCGCUUAUGCCAGCUAGAAAGCAGUACUCCUGCCUACCUAUCCAGCUACAUACACCAUACGUGUCCGUUAGCAAGCCAUCUUUGGGUGGAUCGAGUUUUUUUCUUUCCUUUUUCAUCUUUGAUUUAUCUAGCUAUUUACUUAUCAUUAUAUUAUAUUAUGUAAUGAUGUAUCACAAAUUAUAUAUGUCUUUUCAUAUUUAUAUAUAUAAAGAGAUACCGAGAGAGAGGCGCAUGCAGCUAGUAUCCCAUAUAACCAACAUAUUGAUAUGAUUUGAAUCUGAUUGUUUGCCGUGGAAUGGAAGUUAUGGGGUCUUUCUGUAUCCUAUCCGCUCUCACGGUGUAUGAGGUUAUACACAUUUGGAUUUAUGCUCUGGGUCUAGUCCGUAACCUUAUUAUUUAUCAAAUUGUAUUAGAGUUAGGCCAUCUGAAGAAGUGCUAUAUAUACUUCUCAAUCGCUAUGUAACCUGUAACUUCUCAAGUAUAGUGAAAAUAACUCUCCUACCCAUGGACUAGCUCACACACAUUGCGUUAGUGAAUCAUAUAAAUAUGUGUGUUCUUU
Linum trigynum is the source of this 5236-nucleotide messenger RNA. The record is from the annotation of a GenBank genome assembly. NCBI's taxonomy places the organism in Eukaryota, Viridiplantae, Streptophyta, Magnoliopsida, Malpighiales, Linaceae.